Molecule: messenger RNA, 3060 nt
Organism: Leptonychotes weddellii (Weddell seal)
Lineage: Eukaryota; Metazoa; Chordata; Mammalia; Carnivora; Phocidae
Source: RefSeq, a predicted model, not a curated record
AUGGUCAAAGAGAUAGUCUGUGUCACACUUGCUACUGAAAUAACUAAAAUGUAUGGUGAAAUAACUAAACUAUAUGUCGAUCUCUAUAAAUAUAUAACUAUAUCUGUAAGGCUUCUUGAAAGUAAGGAAUCAACAGAGUCCCAAAAUGAGAUAAAAUCAGGAAACAUGAUUGGCAAGCUACAGCCCAUUUGCCCCAUCGAAGGCCGAUUUGGAGCCCGUGGCCAGGCCGAAUUCCCUCUCCGCGCCCUGCAGUUUAAACGUGGCCUGCUGCACGAGUUCCGGAAGGGCAACGUUUCCAAGGAUCAGGUUCGCCUUCAUGACCUGGUCCAGCAGCUCCCCAAGGCCAUUAUCAUUGGGGUGAGGAAAGGGGGCACCAGGGCCCUGCUUGAGAUGCUGAACCUCCAUCCAGCUGUGGUCAAAGCCUCUCAAGAAAUCCACUUUUUUGACAAUGAUGAGAAUUAUGCCAAGGGCAUUGAGUGGUACAGGAAAAAGAUGCCUUUUUCCUACCCACAGCAAAUCACAAUUGAAAAGAGCCCAGCAUAUUUUAUCACGGAGGAGGUUCCGGAAAGGAUUUACAAGAUGAACUCAUCCAUCAAGUUGUUGAUCAUUGUCAGGGAGCCAACCACAAGAGCUAUUUCUGAUUACACUCAGGUGCUAGAGGGGAAGGAGAGGAAGAAUAAAACUUACUACAAGUUUGAGAAGCUGGCAAUAGACCCUAAUACCUGCGAAGUGAACACAAAAUACAAGGCAGUAAGAACCAGCAUCUACACCAAACAUCUGGAAAGGUGGUUAAAAUACUUUCCGAUUGAGCAAUUUCACAUUGUCGAUGGAGAUCGCCUCAUCACGGAACCUCUGCCAGAACUUCAGCUUGUGGAGAAGUUCCUAAAUCUUCCCCCUAGGAUAAGUCAGUACAAUUUAUAUUUCAAUGCUACCAGAGGGUUUUACUGCUUGCGAUUUAACAUUAUCUUUAAUAAGUGCCUGGCGGGCAGCAAGGGGCGCAUUCAUCCAGAGGUGGACCCCUCUGUCAUUACCAAAUUGCGCAAAUUUUUUCACCCUUUCAAUCAAAAAUUUUACCAGAUCACUGGGAGGACAUUGAACUGGCCCUAAAAUAAUAAGUCAUAUAACACUAUGUGUUGUGGCUGGAGACACACAAUGUCUCCUCUAGAUUAAAAUAUGCACUUUUCUUAGACACAACUAUCCAAGUCAUUUUUCCGUGUGUACUUGUACAUACACAGUGUGUGACCAAAUAUAAGAUCAAUUCUUUUUCUAUUGAAAAGUUACAAAAAAAUAAUUUGCUGUCCAAGUAGUUGCAUCUUUUAAGAUAUUUACAAAAAGAAAAGGUGGUGGUAUUAGGGGAAAGUGACUUCAGCUAUUCUCAAAGAGUUUAGUCUUCCUUUGAGUCAGAAUUUGUCGCCCGCCAUUUUCAUAGAGUUAAGCCAAAAGAUGAUGUGUGAAAACGUACCAAUGGCUGUGAAGCUUCAGGAAGUAGAAGAUGCAGUUAUGCAUUCUUUUCUAAGGGAAAGCUGGCUCUUUAAUUCAGCUCCUGAAUUGGUGCCGUGGAAACAGAAAAUACUAUUUUCUUAUUAUUCGAAAGAAUGUCGUAUCUCAUAAAAUUGACAUUGUUCCGAAGUUCCUGUGGUGAUUUUGCACUAUUGUUUUCUCAUAUAGACCAUGGUGUUACUUGUAGCAUGUCAAUCACACAUUGGAAAAUUAAAGUCCUUUUACUUCCAUGUUCUGUGUCAACAAAGAGAAAUGUCAUGUACAUAAUGUAUAUUGUUGUAAAUACUGGUUUCACACUAAGUAAUUCUAUUUUGUAAACUGAAUAUGGCUAUUUAAUUUAUUGUGAAAAUUAAAUUUAUUGUGGUAUUUAAAAGUGGAAUGGAUUAAAAUUACUCUCUGUGCAACCUUUUUUUUUUUUUUUUUUUACUCAUUUUGUUUUACACACCCCCUGCUGGCUCCCCAAAUCGAAGCUGUUUAUGUGCAUAUGAGCGCGCUUGGAAAGAGGCGCUUCCCGGUUGGAUUUCUGUACCCUUGUGAAAAUGUUUUUAUGAAGUGAGGUUGAGUAUAUUAAAAAAAAAAAAAAUCUCAGCCAUCUGGAAAUCUAGUAAUAGAGCCACCUCAAAGAAUACUAGUUUUUCUGCUACAACUUUGUAACAAUUAAUUUACAUGCAGUUUCUGCUGUGUCAGGAGAGAGACAGAAAUACUUUAACAUAAUCAAGGCAUAGAAGAAUCAGUUUUAUUUGAACCUCUAAUCAGAGUCAGACCAGUCGAGAAAUUAAAUAAAAUAAGAUUAGGAAACGUGUGUGGCCUCUGUACUGAAAGCGGCUGAUGCUUCAAAAAUGAAUACAAACUCCCAGAACUGCUUCUUUGAGAUGAAAAAAAAAAAAAAAAUCAGUCUGCUCAGAAAUGAUCAAAUGCGUAGUGCUGCUAUUACUAACCUAAACAUAUGGCUCAUAUUUCCAUCCAGAGAAAUUAAUGCUAAAUUGGGUGAGUGCUAACAUCAGAUACACUGUAUCAGGCUUAAUAUAAUUCAGAAAACCGUGGAAAGAGGUGUCAACAGCAGCAACAAAAAGAGGGAUUUUUCGCAGUCAUGGCUGCCUAUCCAGUAGAAAAUGUUUGAGGGAGUUUUGCUCAACAUCACACUGAGAGUGCCUAGAGAAAUCAGCAAAUUACAGUGGGUUCCCUUUUGAUUGUAGUAAGUGUUGACUUUCCCCAUGAGUUGUUUCUCCUGUCCAGUGAUUUGAUGGUGAACUUCUCUAAAUAAAUAGCCCUUUCCCCUCUGGUUCGGUAUAUAUCCCUUCUCAAGUGACACAGCCUUAGUGAUCAUCUCUCCCGUUUCAGUUAGCAGCGAUGCCGUUCUCUAAGCAUGGGAUAGGCAUGAUGGCAGCACACGGUGACAGGCCAGCUCCUCACCUAUCGUGCAGUGACCCUGGAGAGAGUGUCUCGGGUCUAGAUGCCAGUCCCUUCUCCCGUAAGCCAUGAAUGAAAUCAAACAUAAUGAAUGUAGCAUUAGAUUUCCUUGUGCCUCAACUGUCAGCCAGCCACUAAACUCUGAAUACU